AUGGAAGAAAAAACAAUAAUCCCGAACACACUUUUUGCCAGCAUCAAAGGAAAUCAAAACAUCAAAGAUGCAAUUACUCAAGAAAUCGAGAAAUUUCUUAAGAAUGCAAAGGCUACAACACUUCUUUUUCCUCCAGAUACAGCUCCAAAUGUAAGAAAAUUUGCUCAUCAAAUUGCUGAAGCUCAUGGACUCAUUCAUGAAUCUCGUGACUCAGAAAACGGCAGAGAGCUAUGUAUAAGUAAAAAAUCCAUUCAACAGCUACCAGCAGACCCCAUCAUUUCCUUGGUAAAAACAAAUAAAAACUCAGUCACUGUCAAUAUCAGCUGAAAUUCAGGCGGGAUUUAUUCAGUCGAAAAUCUCUGCAUUAAGACAACUGGAGCUGCUGAAAAAGAAAUAGAAGCCUCUCUAAGUCCUGAUGGAAGCUGAACUAUCCCUGAAGAAGCUAAAUUGCUUGACUACUCUGACUGUCAUCUAAAAUUGCAGACCAGCCAAGAAACCCUUAAUUUGACUAUAAGAAAUCUCACUGAGACUAAACAAGUCACAAUAGAGUUUUCUGAUUUGCAAUUUAGCACCAAAUAUAACUUGACAGUGCAUACUUUCAACCAGAACUAUAAAUCUGAGGACUUUCCCUUUAUAUUUUGUACAUUGCCAAACGCUGAAGGGAAACUUUACACUUGGGGUAAUAAUGAAGAUGCAAGACAAGGCAUUGAGCAGACAAAAAUUUUUAUGACCCCAAUUCCUCAUCCUGCUGUAGAAUCCUCAUUUGUAGAGGUCGCUACCAAUUAUGGCUCAAACUUAGGCAUUAAUACAGAAGGAAGUUUAUAUGUAUGGGGAGCAAUCCUUAACGAAAAUCGCCAAGAAUUCAUUAGUUUACCGUUUAUAUUGGAGCCGAAAAUAAGCUUUUAUAAAAUAGCCUGUGGUUAUAGAUUUUUUGGAGCUAUAAGUUUAGAAGGAGACAUUUAUACUUGGGGAAAUGGAGAAUAUGGAGAGCUUGGACUUGGCUCAGUCAGGUUUUCAAGCGUUCCUCUACGUAUAGAGUCUUUUAAUGAUGAAAGAACUUCUCAUAGAUUUUUCACUGAUAUUUCGUGCUCUGAUUAUUCUUAUCUAGCAUGCAAUGAUGAAGGACUUUUAUACGAGUGGGGAGCCUGCUUUAACCGGUAUGCAUAAAAAUAUUGAUCAAUUAUUUAUGAUAAGUUUUUUUUUUUUAAUUUAUUUAUUAGAGUUUUUAUGUUUACAGCUUUAAUCCUUUAUCAGGGGUAAAAGCUAUGCUUGACAAGCCUCAUAUAAAUAAAUCAGUCUCCUCACACAAGAUAGCCCAGGUAAGCUGUGGGGUCGGAUACUAUGGAGUUGUAACUCAAGAAAAAGUCUUGCUUAUGUGGGGAGAAAACCUAGACAACCAGGUUGGCUUUGAUGACUGCAGGAUAUUAGCUAUUCCUAGACCUUUAGACAUAGAAAACGUGGUGCAGGUCUCGUGUGGGAUUUCUCAUACUGGAUGUGUAACUGCUGAUGGAGAUGUUUGGCUAUGGGGAAAAGGAAAAUUAGGGCAGCUUGGUGGAAAUUAUGAGGAUUCAAGCGUCCCAAGAAAAUUAGAAGAAAUAAAAGGAAAAAAAGUCAGCGUAAAUGGAAAAUGCACAAUUGUCCUGGGAGUAGAUGGAAGACUCUAUUCUUUUGGAGAAGGAAAAAACGGCUGCUUAGGGAUUGGAGUAGGAGGAAAGUCAGCUAAGCCUAGAAAAGUGAAAAUAACAAACAGAGCAAUAUCUGUGAGUCUAGGAAUAGCUCACUCAAUAGCAUUAGUAGAGUAA
Blepharisma stoltei is the source of this 1802-nucleotide messenger RNA. The record is from the annotation of a GenBank genome assembly. NCBI's taxonomy places the organism in Eukaryota, Ciliophora, Heterotrichea, Heterotrichida, Blepharismidae.